ACCUUGACUAUUGGUUAGGUUCGAACCUUAGGCUCGGAUGUACCCGAACCUCCGGAUGCAUUUGCUAUAAAUACCACCACGCUUCGAUCAGACUGCUACGAAAUUCUCUGGAUCGUAGAGUUUUACUUUCAGAUAUUUUUGCUCCAAAUCUUAAAAGGUAACUUCCUAUAUAUUCGUGAAAUCGUUGUGGGUGAAAAAAACUUCAUUGGAAAGUAGAAAUGGCAUUGGUUUCACAACGACGAUCUACACUUAACCCAGAUGCGCCAUUGUUCGUCCCUGCUGCUGUUCGUCAGGUGGAGGAUUUCUCCCCAGAGUGGUGGCAACUGGUGACGACUUCAACUUGGUUUCAUGACUACUGGCUCAGCCAACAGCAGGGUGAAGAUGGUUUCUUUGGAAACACAUACACACCAGAUGCUUACGAUAGCAGUGACAUUGCUGAUAUGCUUCCUGAUUCCAUUGACACCGAUGAAGACAUAUUAUCCAUGGAAGCACAGUACGAACAGUUCCUCCUUUCUUCUGAAAUGGAAACAGCAAACGCAUUUUCCCCAAAUGCUUACAAGCAAAUGCCCAUGAAUAGUUUGGAAGCAGAAGCCAAGUAUCCAAGAAAAGGCAGUGAAGUCGCUUAGGCCAACAAUCACAGUGAAUGUAAUUAGUUUUCCAGGUUUCUCUGGCCUUGCUUAAUUAAUUAGCUUUUUCAGUUCUGCAUGUAUACAUAUAUAAUUCACAAAAACUGUAGUAGGUAGUUGUUGUCUUGUAUGUUUAUUGUAAGUUUCUGUAUAGAGCAAGGUUUUAAUUCUCUUUGUAUCUCUACCACCUAGCCUUGUUCAUACUCAUAUAUGCUGUUUCAACCAGCCAGGGAAACUAAAUGGAGAAGAAGUAAUUCAAGAA
This is a messenger RNA of Lactuca sativa (garden lettuce), 888 nucleotides long. RefSeq names its product dehydration-induced protein (ERD15) (gene ERD15). The record is from RefSeq and is a predicted model, not a curated record. Lineage: Eukaryota; Viridiplantae; Streptophyta; Magnoliopsida; Asterales; Asteraceae.